AUGGUGGAUAUUCGCAACAAGAGGUGCCGCCAUCCCGAUUGCACAAAGUACCCGUCGUAUGGUCAAGGAAGCACGAACAAGGCGGAGUACUGUUCGAAGCACCGCCACCAGGGCAUGGUCAAUGUCGUCAGCAAGAGGUGCAACCAUGCAGGUUGCACGAAGCAGCCGUCACAUGGUAAAGACUGCAGCAAUAAGCGGGAAUUAUGUGCUCAGCACGUAAAGGAACGAAUGACGAUCGUUCGGCAGGCCACUUGCGAAAGACCAGGGGUUGCAAUUUGAGGGAUUGAUGGACGUGUGGUCGUAUCGCGUUCUCAUUGAUCGUUGUGUGGUUCGGGAUCCACGUUCUCAUUGAUCGUUGUGUGGUUCGGGAUUCACCACGGGUCACCUCGCCAGGGCUACUGAAGAUUCAUGGCUCACUUGGCACUGUACGUUCACGAGAACAUUGCCGUGGUCAGGACGAUGGUUCAGACCCCCGAGGGUUUUUGCCGGAGCGCCUUGCCAGACCCAAUUGUUGGGUGAUUACUGUGGACCGGCGGUUUAUGAG
This is a messenger RNA of Ectocarpus siliculosus, 544 nucleotides long. Lineage: Eukaryota; Phaeophyceae; Ectocarpales; Ectocarpaceae. The record is from the annotation of a GenBank genome assembly.